This is a messenger RNA of Dicrocoelium dendriticum, 3910 nucleotides long. NCBI's taxonomy places the organism in Eukaryota, Metazoa, Platyhelminthes, Trematoda, Plagiorchiida, Dicrocoeliidae. The record is from the annotation of a GenBank genome assembly.
GAUUAAUCCGACGCUCUCCAACAGCGGUCUGUUGGCGCCCUCAAAGAGCACGACGGAGGGACAUGCCUGCGUGAUCGCUGGACCCUUGAAGUACACCGUAUGAAACGUCAGUCACGAACUCGAGUGACUUGGCGAAAAACCAGAUCUAAAGUAGAUGGUAUUUGGUUGUCCAUAUACCUAGUGGGGAGGUCCACGAAACGGUGUAAAGACACUUGGGGUCACGCACUGAUGUCAAAUUUGGUAGAUCUACUCAACUUGGCAGCGUCUACGGAUUCGUCCGUGCUUGUCAAGGCCGGUCAACAGCUAGUAUCGUUAACUUCCACAAGUGAUUCCUUGUCUCAUGUGUGCAUCGAUCUUGCACAUAUUGUAUUCGGCUGCGAUCCUUCACACUUAACUCUGGAUGGCCGUUUCAUUGGUCUUAUUCAUUUGAAAAAUAUGAUCUCUGAUGCUUCCAUAUGGCAGAACCUUGCGCAAAAUGAACGAGAUCUCUUCCGUAGCCUGUUGCUCAGCUACCUGUCAUCGGGUUGCAACUUUCCCUUAAAUUUAAACGAGGUUGAACAAAUCCCGCGCAUUGGUCCUACUGUUGUUGAAUUGGUGGCUCGUUUUGUACGAAACGAGUGGCUGAAAACCGGUUGGAACGACGUUUUUUGGGAACAUCUAAGUAACUGUUGCGCUUGGAAUUCCUUUCGCUUGGCCAUUCGAGCUGCUGCCAGUUUUCGUCUUCCUGCUCGCCGGCGUGCUUUCAUUCACCUUGUUCAGACAAUCAUUCCCAGUCUGCUUCACAACUGGAAAACUUCUGUUUCCUCUCUAACCAACACCAAAUGCUGUCUGCAGCUAACUCGUUUAUUAUGCACCUUGUUCGCUUCGAUUGGCGGUACUCCUAAAAGCGGUCCUUUUUUAUUCGAAAAAAAUGAUUCCGCACACGCUGGCGAAGUUCUUGAAUCUUCAUUUACCGCCUUGCUCAGAUUAUCUACUGGUGAUCUCAGUCCAACGGAAUGUUUUGGUCCAGGUCGUCUGUUCCGACACUUGUCGAAACUCACUUUGGUCACUUUCAUGGUUUGUUCGCCUGAGGUCAGAGACCAGUUCGUUCACAUCACACUUAUGCGUGUCGCCAGCCUGAUCUCUUCCCACCAUCUCUCGGUCCCUGGAUAUGUGGACAGAAAAUCUGUCUCGUGGCUUCUCGCCCUACUUUAUGGCAUUCUUUCCUCGGACGGGGCUGAUUGUGGUGCACAGUUAUCGAUUCUCGAAAGCGGCGCAUCUGAAGUCCGCAGCUGGCUCUCAAGUCCACUCGGAGUCGACUCAACUAAUCUGUCAGAGCUACUUUGCGUUUUGCUUCGGACAUGGUUCCCGUUGUCGGAAACCGAAGUCCACAACCUUGUCACUGAUCCCGAGCGGUGUCUGUCUGCUGGGGGCGCAUCAGAUUCUGCACAAGUGGAUAGUUCAGGUGGAUUUGUUACGUAUGCCAUAUCGAUUUGGGAUGUGGAUUCGCAUACCGCCGAAUUGUACAAGCUGGAUCUGCGAUCGCUUCUGGGGAUGCACGGGGCUGAGCAGCAAACGGGCUCGUUUGAAUCUACUCGACAGUUGACAGAGUUACUCAUCACGCUCCUCAUAAGGCACUAUGGAGCGAGCGUCGGGACACUUCUUUUACAAAUCCUCUCGACCAUGAAACAGAAAUCGACUACCGCCCUAGAUUACGAAUCGAUAAUGCGCGUCGUCCAGCUUUGUUUUCCUCAUGUUGGGUCCGAUGAAUCUUGGAUAACAUUCACCGAUUGUCUCAUCACUGACAGUCUGCGGUUUGUCGAAUGCAAUUUCCCAUUAAUUCCUCAGGACGAAAACAAUUCCAAUGCGGUUUCUAUCACCAUCAUGACUACUCGGGUGUUGUGUCUUCUCUCGAGAUACACCAUUUACUGCUCGCCCACAGGGAGUAAGGCUGCGCUUGAAGAUCGAGGCAAGAGCGUGGUGGCUCAGCUUCUACGCUACAUUAAUCCACAACUUCCCAACUCUGUUCGAGUUGGAAUUCGCGCCCCGUCACUUUGUGUGCGCCUGUCAGCGGCACAGUCGUUACAUUGGCUUAUCGACCGAUUACUCUUUCCAAACGCCUCACUUUCUGAGCAUUCGCAACCUCUAUUUCACGGCUUGGUGCAAUUGAUUCAGGAUGUCUCUGAAUGUGAGACUCGUGUGCAAUUACUGCAAAUUCUGUGCACCUUAAUCGAACCGGUCGAUGUUAUUAGCUCUCCGCAGCUCACUUCUCAAAUGUUGUCGUUGUUGGACCAGUUGUGGAGCUUGGACAAUCGCACAACAGCUUUGCGUACCAGUGUGUUAGACGCCAUGUGUCUUGUCUCCACCCUUAUUCAUUCGGAUGAUGAAACGGAUGAAACUCUGGUAGCAUUCCGGUCAGCUAUUCAGCCCUCAAUCGCGUCACUCGUCAACUCCGCACUCAGUGAACAGAAUGGGUCUGGCUCCGAGGCCCUCUUGGAACCCGGUCUCCGUUUGUGGGCCAGCAUGGUCACUGGCGACGGCGCGUGUUGGUCAGACUCAGUUGAAGCUCUGAUGCCGUUCUUGGUUGGUUCACCGAAUGGAUGUGCUAAGCGGGAUAUGCCUGAGUCCUUGUUCGAGAGACUGGAGACAUCUGAAGAUGCAGAGCUGUUUUUCAAGAUUGCCGAGGGUUCUCUCAUCUUGGCUUGUAAACACAGUCGUGAGCAGGCUGUUCAAUUUUUACUACGCUGGACGGAACCUUUUUGGUUCACCAUACUGUCUAGUUGUGUGAGCCAAUCGGACGGUAGUGUGGACAAACGAACUACAUUGGAUUUUCUGUGCUCCGCAGCAGCUUCUGUGAGUGAUGGAGAAGUCGAUUCUGAGUCUCCUUGCCGCGUCACGCAGUUGAAUUUGCUCAAACGAUGGCUCUCCGUUUUCAUGGAUUUGGUCCCAGCGACUACUAACCACGUUGGAUCUCAGGCCUCACGUAUUAGGCUGACACCAAGCUUGAUCGGAUUUUUGGUAUCAGCUGCUUGGAUGAGUUUGAAACGAGCUCCAUCCAGUGCUCAUGACGAUGUAUGUCCAUUGGCAACCCAAGAGCGCUUGAGCCUCCUUUCAAUUGUGGCUAUCACUCCGGGACAUUGGUUGCCCUUUUUGCACAUACUCCACUUCGCUAUCACGAACGCCGGUGUUCAGGAUUCUCGAUUCAAUCAAAGUUUAUCCGAGGUAAAUCUUAGUACUCUUGGGCCACCCAACGUGGAGUCCCGAGAAAUGUGCCUUUUAGUGGAGACCUGUUUGGAUCGCUGGUUGGCACGCGCGGACUCCUUAUCCUGUUCCAUUGAUCGGCGAUCUUUUGCGGCUGCUUGUUUGCUGGCUCUUCGCUACUGCGCCACCACUGUACAGAAUAGCGCCCGACACAUUACUCGCCCGGAGGACUUGGAUGUGUGGGCCUCUGUGGAUCCAGUGCAUUCCAGAUGGCUGGAACCCGUUGUUAAUUUCUGCAUCCUGGUUCUUUUCGAUAAGGAUCCCGGACAGCCAAGUUAUUCUAGCACAUCCUGUUUUCCCCAUCCGGAGGAGUUGGCUACAAAUUCAGGCCUUAUGAAGCACUUCAAGCAGGAACUUUCACUCUGGGAAUCAUGCGUUGGCGGCCCAGCUUUUUCGGACGCCUUGUUUCGGAUUCAUGUGGAUCCCGUUCUUCAAUCUCAGUUGCAAUCAAAACUAUUUGCGGCACAAUAGCCGAGGUCUUUCUCACCUGCAGAUAACUUGUACAAUGAAGAGGAUAUUGCUUAAACUGAGUUUCGGAUUUUCUCUGUCCUACCUUUGUUUUUAAACCAGGAAUACGUCCCUCUCAGUCCUACGGGUCACUUGUACAUUUCUGAUCCGAUCAUUGAGAUACAGUCAGAUCGCCUGCUUUGACAAAAAAGUUAGAUAUCAU